GUACAUACAUAUGGAAUGUUCUUUCUUUUUCUUUUCUUUUGGCUGAUUACCAUAUGAUGACAAGUGUCAAAUAUGAAUGGGGUGAUCAUUGCGCCAAAAUCAAAAGUUUUUUGUGAAUUGUGCGAGACGGUUGUUUUUUGCGUUUUUUGCGAUUUCGUACGUUUUUCUGUAUUUUUUAAAUUUUAAUAAAAAUGCCAAAAAUUAGGAAGUGUCGUGUUCGGGAUUGUGAAAGUACCAGCGGGGUACUCCGGUUGUUUCGGUUUCCAAAUGAAAGGGAGCUGGCUGCAAAGUGGAAGGAGAAUUUACAGAUUCUGCCCACUGACCACUUUUCAGCCAGUAACACUUUCAUUUGCGAAAAACAUUUCGCGAAAGAGGCGAUCGGGCAGAGGAUGCUGCGGAAGAACGCGAUCCCCACUUUAUGUCUGGGCAUUGAGGGGAGCCCAGCCCAACAAUAUGUGGCAGCAAAAUUGUAUCGCAGUUGCUGCGUUAGCAACUGCACGGGAUGGGAGUCCCGGAAGCUCUUCGAAUUUCCGAAAACGGAAGUUGCUGCCAACAAUUGGGCUCGGGCCUGCAAUUUACAAUUGCCAUUACAAAAAAAUAAACGAUUAUUUGUAUGCGAACGUCAUUUCUAUAAGAAAGACGUUUCGGCAAAGCGAGUUUUGCACGAAGUUGUGCCGGCACUAAAUAUUAAAGAAAAUGAUGAUAAUAGCGAUAUAUCAUCAGAAUGGGUUUUGCCGGCGGUAGUAAAAAGCUAUAAUAUAAAAAAUGAAAAAGCGGCUUCACCCUCUAGUUUUACUUUUUCCGAAAUGGAAAAGAUGACAAAACUAUGCGAAAUCGAUAUGAAAUGUGAAAGUAGUGAAGAGAUCACUACUUUUGAUCAUGAGCAUUAUGCUCGAGUAGCCAGAGGCUACCAAAAAAAUGCGCUGAAGCAAAGCCAAACCAUAGCGCAAUUAAAAAAACAAAUUUAUGAUUUACAAAAAAAAUGUGAAGCUUUAGAAAAAAGCAUUGUAAUACCCAGCGGUGCAAGCGAAUACGCAAUAACAUUCGCUAGAAUGAUUCUUAAAAAUAAAACCUCCUAUGACGAAAAGGAGAAGAUAAUGGCAUUGAACAUAAAUUAUAUGUCAACAAAAGCCUAUAAUUUCAUGCGCGAUGACCUCUCAUUUGCAUUACCGCAUAAAAAAACGCUUUUGCGUUGGCGGCCGAUCCGGUCUGUGUCCCCCGGUAUCGAUGAGAAGGUAUUAAACAAUUUAGAGAAAAUUGUGCGCAAUAUGAAAAGAGAAGAGCGCAUUUGCCAAAUAAUUUUCGACGAAGUCUCAAUUAAAAAAGAUCUGACGUACAAUAAAGUACGGGACGUUAUAGAUGGCUUCGUCGAUAACGGAGAAGGUCACCGAGAAAGUGUGAUCGGCAAUAAGUGCUGUUUUUUCAUGGUAAAAGGCUUAGUGUCCAAAUGGAAAUAUAUAGUUUCCUACUACGUAGCCAAGGAAGGCGUAAAAAGUGUGCAAUUAGAGAAAUUGCUAAAGAACAAUAUUGAUGCCUGCGAGAACAUCGGGCUCAAUAUAAAAUCAGUAGUAUGCGACCAGGGCGGUCAAAAUAUGAAGUUGAAAGGAUUAUUGGGCGCAACUUCAGACCAGCCAUAUUUCUUUUAUAAGGAAAAGAAAAUUUAUUUUAUGUUUGAUUACUGCCAUUUAAUUAAAUGCAUCCGCAAUAUGUUUUUGAAAUACGACUUGGAAACAAGUGAUGGCAUAGCAACAUCCGCUGUUGUGAAACAGAUAUAUGCCAUAGACCAAGCGAAUGUCAAUUUUAAAAUGUGCCCAAAAUUGACCUAUUCUCACGUGUACCCGGGCUGUUUUGAAAAAAUGUCUGUGUCCAGAGCCACACAGUUACUCAGCAAUUCGGUAGCCGCCGCUAUAGAAAUGGCUACCAGUCAAAAUCUUUUGGGCUCCGAUGAGCAAUCCAAAGCACGAGCCAAGGCAACCCAAUCAUUCGUAAAAAAAAUGAACGAUCUAUUUGAUGAAUUGGAUUGCAAAACGCUCCACAAUGCGAAUCCAAUAAGGCGACCAAUACAGAGAGAUUGUAUUGAAAAAAUCAAUAGAUUGAAAAAAUAUAUCGCAUAUAUAGCUGCCAUUAAGAGUCCACAUAUCAAUAUCAUGUGCCUCGACUCUACCAAAUUAACUAUUACCGCAAUGAUCGGAAUAAGCGAAGACAUUUUUAAAGAAAACGAUACGAUAUCGUUUAUACUCUUAGGGAAAAUGAACCAAGACGCGCUUGAAAACUUUUUUUAUAAAAUCCGGGCAAAUUUGGGGAUCAACAGUCACCCAUCAGCACACGAAAUACAGUACAUAGUAGCGAGACUAAUCUCUAUGCAUGUGCUACGUCGGCAAUUCUCACAUACAGGGAGCAAUUGUGAAGAAGAUGACGACAUAAACCUUGACUGGAAUUAUGGCCAAGAAGACGACUUGAAAGAAAAUUUACAACCAGCAGAGCAACUUGCCGUGGAACAAAUAGAGAUUCCAGACGAGCACUUUGCUUCUGCUGAAAAACCAGCAGAAACUCAGGUACGUCGAUACUACACAGGAUACGCCAUUUACCAGAAGGUUUUAUGCCGGUUAAAAUGCCAGAAAUGUGUUGCUGUUAUGAAGAAUACGACGGGCUCACUGGAAGACUCAUCGGAAGCCCUUAUAAGGUCAAAAAAUUAUAAAAGUCCCGACGACCUAAGAUUGGUAAAUCCCGAUGAUAGAGUUUUUGAAGUAUGCCGGCUUCAAUUUAAUUACUACAAGGAGCUAUUCGCAAAACACGCGGCCAAAGUGGGUAUCAAAUCAUUGAUGAUAGCUCAAAUUACGAAAAAGACACAGGAGAUUUAUCCGCAAUGGUAUGAGGAGGCAGGGGAAUGCCUAGGACACAGGCACACAUUCCUCGAUUUUUUGAUAACUGUUUUGCUAUACAAAAACAGUAAGUGGCUGGCUCUUCAAACCGCAGAACAGUGUAAAAAAGUCGCCAAAGCCAGCGCAUACCAAAAGAAAUUAAAAAAAUUGACAACGUAAAUUGCAGGUCGGGCUCAAAAAAUAGCGGCAACUUCUGUUUUUUUAUAGAUUAUAUUCCUAUACAUAUAUUAAUUAUUAUUAUUUUUUUCUUUCAGGGUAGUCAGUAGUAAUUUAUUUAUGUACAUAUAUGAUAUUAGAUGUAAAUUUUAAUAUUAGUUUUAGUUUGUAGUAAAUUAGUAUUAUAGUUUGUAGUUUAGUUGAUUAGAAAACACGAGCCAAGUUUCUAUAAAAUUAGAUUUAAUUAUGUUAAAUCGAGUUUUAUAAAACUGGUGAAAAUGAAAAAGACCUUUUCUUCAUUGAUUAGGUUGUGCGAGAAUUUGCCAUAUGUUGGUAGGCAAUUCUAAAAAUCGU
Zeugodacus cucurbitae (melon fly) is the source of this 3392-nucleotide messenger RNA. RefSeq lists its product as uncharacterized. Bases 192 to 3041 code for a protein of 949 amino acids. Lineage: Eukaryota; Metazoa; Arthropoda; Insecta; Diptera; Tephritidae. The transcript is spliced from 3 exons. The record is from RefSeq and is a predicted model, not a curated record.